Messenger RNA from Heterocephalus glaber (naked mole-rat), 7017 nucleotides. RefSeq names its product zinc finger MIZ-type containing 1 (gene Zmiz1). NCBI's taxonomy places the organism in Eukaryota, Metazoa, Chordata, Mammalia, Rodentia, Bathyergidae. The record is from RefSeq and is a predicted model, not a curated record. Gene Ontology annotation, cellular component: chromatin. Gene Ontology annotation, molecular function: SUMO ligase activity; zinc ion binding. Gene Ontology annotation, biological process: regulation of transcription by RNA polymerase II; protein sumoylation.
CGGGGGCCGGGCUGAGCCGAGCCAAGCUGCGCGAUCCCGGCGCCUUCGCCGCUCUCCUCCCGGCCCCAGCCGGCCCUCGCCGGCAGCGGCGCGUCCUCCAGCGGCGGCAGCGGUGCUCGCAGCGCCGGGGCCUGCAGCAACUGGGCUCAGAUAUAGUGGGGCUGGAGCCACCUCCUCCUUCCCCACUGCCUCCCUUUCCGGACAUCUCAGCAGCCUGAGCCCUGGUUGGCCCCCAGAAUCUUAACAGGAGGAGGAUGGAGCUGGAGUGAGGGCCUCGAGCUGCUGACUGGCGCCAGGGACACUGGUGACACACAGACCACAGAGGCUGGACAACGUUCAUGGCUCUCGGGUAGAGCCCAGCGACACGGCCAGGAUGAAUUCUAUGGACAGGCACAUCCAGCAGACCAACGACCGACUGCAGUGUAUCAAGCAGCAUUUACAGAAUCCCGCCAACUUCCACAAUGCCGCCACGGAGCUGCUGGACUGGUGUGGGGACCCGCGCGCAUUCCAGCGGCCCUUCGAGCAGAGCCUGAUGGGCUGCCUCACGGUGGUCAGUCGGGUGGCAGCCCAGCAAGGCUUUGACCUGGACCUCGGCUACAGACUGCUGGCUGUGUGUGCUGCGAACCGAGACAAGUUCACUCCCAAGUCUGCUGCGCUGCUGUCCUCCUGGUGUGAGGAACUCGGCCGCCUGCUGCUGCUGCGACAUCAGAAGAGCCGCCAGAGCGACCCCCCUGGGAAACUCCCCAUGCAGCCCCCCCUCAAUUCCAUGAGCUCCAUGAAACCCACUCUGUCGCACAGUGAUGGGUCGUUCCCCUAUGACUCUGUCCCUUGGCAGCAGAAUACCAACCAGCCUCCCGGCUCCCUCUCUGUGGUCACCACGGUUUGGGGAGUGACCAACACAUCCCAGAGCCAGGUCCUCGGGAACCCUAUGGCCAAUGCCAACAAUCCUAUGAAUCCAGGCGGCAACCCCAUGGCGUCGGGCAUGACCACCAGCAACCCCGGCCUCAAUUCUCCGCAGUUCGCUGGACAGCAGCAGCAGUUCUCAACCAAGGCUGGCCCAGCGCAGCCCUACAUCCAGCAGGGCAUGUAUGGUCGGCCCAACUACCCUGGCAGCGGGGGCUUCGGGGCCAGUUACCCUGGGGGUCCGAACGCGCCCGCAGGCAUGGGCAUCCCUCCGCACACCAGGCCGCCUGCAGACUUCACUCAGCCUGCAGCCGCCGCCGCAGCAGCUGCAGUAGCAGCAGCGGCAGCCACCGCCACAGCCACAGCCACGGCCACCGUGGCAGCCCUGCAGGAGACGCAGAACAAGGACAUAAACCAGUAUGGACCGGUCUGUUCCUCUUUCCAGAUGGGUCCCACCCAGGCGUAUAACAGCCAAUUCAUGAACCAGCCCGGGCCGAGGGGCCCUGCCUCCAUGGCGGGCAGCAUGAACCCCGCCAACAUGGCGGCUGGCAUGACGCCCUCGGGGAUGAGCGGCCCUCCCAUGGGCAUGAACCAGCCCCGGCCGCCUGGCAUCAGCCCCUUUGGCACACACGGGCAGCGGAUGCCCCAGCAGACUUACCCGGGCCCCCGGCCCCAGUCCCUUCCUAUCCAGAGCAUAAAGAGGCCGUACCCGGGAGAGCCCAGCUAUGGAAACCAGCAAUACGGACCAAACAGCCAGUUCCCCACCCAGCCAGGCCAGUACCCCACCCCGAACCCCCCAAGGCCGCUCACAUCUCCAAACUAUCCCGGGCAAAGGAUGCCAAGCCAACCCAGCACCGGGCAGUACCCGCCCCCCACGGUCAACAUGGGGCAGUAUUACAAGCCAGAGCAGUUUAAUGGACAAAGCAACACCUUCUCGGGCAGCAGCUACAGCAACUACAGCCAGGGCGGUGUCAACAGGCCUCCCAGGCCGGUUCCUGUGGCCAAUUACCCCCACUCACCUGUUCCAGGGAACCCCACGCCUCCCAUGACCCCUGGGAGCAGCAUCCCCCCCUACCUGUCCCCCAGCCAAGAUGUCAAACCACCCUUCCCGCCCGACAUCAAGCCAAAUAUGAGCGCUCUGCCACCACCCCCAGCCAACCACAAUGACGAGCUGAGGCUCACAUUCCCCGUGCGGGAUGGCGUGGUGCUGGAGCCCUUCCGCCUGGAGCACAACUUGGCCGUCAGCAACCACGUGUUUCAUCUGCGGCCCACGGUGCACCAGACACUGAUGUGGAGGUCUGACCUGGAGCUGCAGUUCAAGUGCUAUCACCAUGAGGACCGGCAGAUGAACACCAAUUGGCCGGCCUCGGUGCAGGUCAGCGUCAAUGCGACGCCCCUCACCAUCGAGCGCGGGGACAACAAGACCUCCCACAAGCCGCUGCACCUCAAGCACGUGUGCCAGCCGGGCCGCAACACCAUCCAGAUCACGGUUACUGCCUGCUGCUGCUCACACUUGUUCGUGCUGCAGCUGGUGCACCGGCCCUCUGUGCGCUCGGUGCUGCAGGGCCUGCUGAAGAAGCGCCUCCUGCCGGCAGAGCACUGCAUCACAAAAAUCAAGCGGAACUUCAGCAGCGUGGCAGCCUCGUCGGGCAACACAACCCUGAACGGGGAGGAUGGCGUGGAGCAGACGGCCAUCAAGGUGUCCCUGAAGUGCCCCAUCACAUUCCGGCGUAUCCAGCUGCCUGCUCGAGGCCAUGAUUGCAAGCAUGUCCAGUGCUUUGACCUGGAGUCGUACUUGCAGCUGAAUUGCGAGAGAGGGACCUGGAGGUGUCCUGUGUGCAAUAAAACUGCUCUGCUGGAGGGGCUGGAGGUAGAUCAGUACAUGUGGGGGAUCCUGAACGCCAUCCAACACUCCGAGUUUGAAGAGGUCACCAUCGACCCCACAUGCAGCUGGCGGCCAGUGCCCAUCAAGUCGGACCUGCACAUCAAGGAUGACCCUGAUGGCAUCCCCUCCAAGCGGUUCAAGACCAUGAGCCCCAGCCAGAUGAUCAUGCCCAACGUCAUGGAGAUGAUUGCAGCCCUGGGCCCCGGCCCAUCCCCGUACCCGCUCCCGCCUCCCCCCGGGGGCACGAACUCCAGUGACUACAGCAGCCAAGGCAACAACUACCAGGGCCAUGGCAACUUUGACUUCCCCCAUGGGAACCCCAGCGGGACGUCCAUGAAUGACUUCAUGCACGGGCCUCCCCAGCUCUCCCACCCCCCAGACAUGCCCAACACCAUGGCCGCCCUCGAGAAGCCCCUCAGUCACCCCAUGCAGGAAACUAUGCCCCACGCUGGCAGUUCUGACCAGCCCCAUCCCUCCAUACAACAAGGUUUGCACGUACCACACCCCAGCAGCCAGUCAGGGCCUCCAUUACAUCACAGUGGGGCUCCUCCUCCUCCUCCUCCUCCUCCUUCCCAGCCUCCCCGGCAGCCGCCACAGGCCGCUCCCAGCAACCAUCCACACAGCGACCUGACCUUUAACCCCUCCUCAGCCUUAGAGGGUCAGGCCGGAGCGCAGGGAGCGUCCGACAUGCCGGAGCCUUCACUGGAUCUCCUGCCAGAACUCACCAAUCCUGAUGAGCUCCUUUCCUACCUGGACCCCCCUGACCUUCCGAGCAAUAGCAAUGACGACCUCCUAUCUCUCUUUGAGAACAACUGAAAGCACCCCCAUCAGCGUCAUCCCUCCUACUCUGUCUCCUGCCCUGUCUGCCCCCCACACUUGCCCCCUGGGAGCCUGCGCCUCAGGCCGCCCCUCUCCGGGACCACAGGCUGGGCGUGGCUGGGGAAGGCUGUGUGGGACCGCAGCCAGCGCCCCCCUGAACACCCUGGGCCAGGGCUCACGGCCAGAGCAGGCCCUGAAGACGACCCGCUGAGGGGGCACAGCCCAGCGAGAGGUAGCUGACAUUUUGGUGCCCCCAAGGUUCUUCCAUUUUCUAAAUUGGAGCCCUGCUCCCUGCUUCCUGGCCCAGAGCCUCCUUCAAGUGACAAGCCUGAGAGAGGGACCUUGGAGGAGCAGUGACAGUUGGCUGCAGUGAGACUGGCUGCCCACCACAGAAAAGCACAAACCCCUGGGAAGGAAAGAGAAAUCUCUGGGCCAAGGGCUGUGGCUCUGGCCCCCAACCUCUAAGCCAAGAGAUGCCCUGUGAACGCUCCCUCAGAAGGCAGAGAGAGGACACGGUUCUGUAUCUGAGGGAGGGGCUGCCAUUCCUGCUGGGGACUGGUGGGAAAGGGGGGUCAUUGAAGGGCUCUGGCUCAGGAAACCCAGAGCAGGGCCCAGCCUUGAGGGGCAGAGAGAGUGUGCAUGUGCAUCCAGCUAGAGUGAUUGUACCCUGGGCUGGGGACCAUGGGGGAUGUCACCAGACACUCACAACUUCACCCCAGGCCACUUGGUAUUUGGUGACAGCUCUGGAGGACAGGAACGUCGCACUUGGACAGCAAGCAAUCAGUUUCCCUUCCUGCAUUGUUUCCCACCACCCACCCACUCUGCAAGACUUUCAUGGGACAUCCGUUCCCCUCCAUGUCCUCUGUCCUGCUGGGUGGCCGCAGUGCAGCAGAGAGGCAGGGCCAGCACAGGACAUGAGGCGUUGGUGGCAGAAGGAGCUCGGCACCCCCCCGUCUCUCCAGCCUCCCUGCCUGCCCAUCUGUGCUCACUGUUGCAUGCACCGCAGUGUUCCUGUGGCCACUCCCAGUGUCCCUGUGGCACCAGCCUCCCCCUCCUGAGCUCGCUUCACAAGAGCGAGCGGCCUCUGGUCUUCCUCCACUGCUUAACUCCAUGCACUUCGGGGUCCCCAGGGAGCUGGUCCGUGUCCCCUGAGCCUCGGCCUGUAGUGAUGCUAGGUUGUCCGGUCACUUGGGUCCCAUCUGUAAGUUCUUUGCGCCCUUCCCUGCUGCCACCGCCCAGGGCUCUCUCCUUGCUGCCGUCCACUGUCGGUGUCCUCAGUCACCGUCACUCUCCCAUCUCCCUCUGUAUGGUGGGUGGUCCCCGGCACUCUUCUGUGGAUCAAACCAGAAAGGUGGCCCCAGCUGUUGACUUGCAGUCACCGUACCAAGCGGCACAAGGUUUUCUGUAGGAGAGCUGCCAUCACCCCGCCCCUUCUCUUCCUUUGUCCCUGUUGUCGUGGAGGUUUUUUCAAACAGUGUGUUGUUCAGUAUGCAAAUCACUUAUUUUAAGAAUCGCUUUUGUAAAUAUCUUUGUGAAUAUUUUAGUAUUGUCUUUGAUAAUAUUCGACAUUUUCAUGACCUGGUUAUAGCCUUUGCUGGUGUUUUUAAAAUACCUUGACUCAACAACAAAAACCGAGUCCUUUUUUUUAAAAAAACAAAAACAAAAAAAAGCAACCAGGGCUAUUUGUACAGAUGAGGGGCGAACAGAAUGAGUGGCUUCAUUGGAAGUUGGAAGACCAGGCAGCCCACUGUUGAGAGCCAUCCCCAAAUCAGCUGGUGGCUGUCCCUGCCCAGUGCCUGUGGCCUGGCAGGUGGCCACCCUCUGUUUCCGACCAUCUGGAAUGUUCAGCUGUAGACAAACUGACAAAUGCCUUCUUUAGCAGCUCCUGCUUCCUGCCAUGAGACUGCCCCAGAAAGACCUGGGGUCCCUGCUGGGUCUUGUCACAGUGUGCCCAGAUCCUGCUCCCAGGCCUAUCCUCAGCUUUCCAGUGCAGAGGUUCUAGCCGCUCACAGUAGUCCAGACUCCAGGCACCUCGCUGCCAUCUCUGGGCUGGCACCUGAGGCUGGUUGCUUGGGUUCCCUCUCAAGCAAGCCUCCACCAGCAAGCUCAUUACAGAGCUUCCCUUCCAGCCGGCUCCAAUCCAUGGUGCCUGCAGCCCUUGCUCUGGGACCAGAAUGACAGGUGCUCAGCCAGGGUGUAAGGGACAGGCAGCAAUCACUGAGGGCUAACUGGUCCCUGGGCAGUCACAGGUGCAGGUCAAGGCAGCAACAUGGGCAGAGGCAGGCCCGAGCUCUGGAAAGAUCCUUCCCUGAUGUUUUCAGACAACGACUUGCAGCCAUAAAUGACCUCCGCAAAAACGAGGCCUCAGCAAGCCACCUUCCCAUGACAAGCAUCAGCCCACCCAUGGCACGAUUCUGCCGCCACUCCACAAGACAGACUGAGAGCCAGCGGGCAGGCGGAAGGGCCUGGAACAGGCAAUCACCCCCAUCUCCUUGGUUUGAAGCUUUACCAUGUUCCCUGUAGCCAUUUUAUUUUUUAAGAAACUUCUAAUACUUUCUCUCUGAUGGAAGCCCUAACCCCCAGAGAGCUACAAGUCUGCUCCCAAUGGGCCUUGGGCCCAACUGGUCCAGACAGGGCAGGUGAGCAGCAGCGACUCAAGGGACGUGUGUACAUAUGUAAAUGAGAAAUAGACCUGUCAACAAAUGCAUUCAUUUCUCUCGGAAUGUGUAUUGUUUUUAUUUUACGAAAUAAAACAAAAAAAAUGGCUUGGAACUCCAUUUUAACGUGGAAAAACUAGAUCCUGUUUGUUAGCGUUUGUGAGUUUUCCACCUCUGUCUCACUCAUGUAAUAUACUCUGACCUGUGUGGAAAGGCAGUUCUGUUCUGUUUUUAUUUUACCUACAUGUACUAUUUAGCUUCAGUGUACUUAGUCCUACCACCUGUGUAUUUUUAGGGUGCUAUGGAAAUAAUGAAAAGAAACGGGGAUUUCAGAAGACAAUUGUAACCAAAUUCAUACUUUGUAUAAUUUUUGAUAUCAUGAUCGCAGGUGAUUCACACAUAUCCACAUCCACACACCCACCAGUGCAGCCUGAAGUGAUUCCCACAGACCAUCAUUGUCUUUGUACAUCAUAUGUACAAUGCAAAAAUCAUUUCAUACUUUAAACUGCUCAGAAAACUAAUUGUGAUUUCUAGUCUUGCAAAGCUGUAUGUAGUUAGAUGAUGUGACAACCUCUAAUAUUUAUCUAAUAAAUAUGUAUUCAGAUGAAACCUGUAUAUUAGGUGUUCAUGUGGUUAUUUUGUAUUUAAAGAUCAAAUUAUUUGACUAUUGCUAGACAUUUCUAUACUCUUGUAACACUGAGGUAUCUCAUUUGCCCAUGUUAAUUUUUUUCUAAAUAAAUGGACAAAAAUGAA